This is a messenger RNA of Physcomitrium patens, 3332 nucleotides long. Its product is annotated as golgin candidate 6. Gene Ontology annotation, biological process: vesicle fusion with Golgi apparatus; endoplasmic reticulum to Golgi vesicle-mediated transport; intracellular protein transport. The record is from RefSeq and is a predicted model, not a curated record. Lineage: Eukaryota; Viridiplantae; Streptophyta; Bryopsida; Funariales; Funariaceae. Gene Ontology annotation, cellular component: Golgi stack; endoplasmic reticulum; Golgi membrane.
GUCGUGAGCAGCAUUCACGUCACCGGAUUCAUCGCAUUUUGAAGGUGUUGUUAGUUUCAUUUUAUUUUAUUUUGUUUCCGGACCAGGUUCCGAUUGUGGCACUCCGUUCAUGUGAUCGAUCAUUCAGAGCUCCAGUAACAUCAUCGUCAACCGAGGCGGGUGCAGAUCACAAGGCUACGAGUUUGACUCGGGACUUUCUUGCAAUUAGGGUUUUAUUUCUUCAGGCACCGAGGAAACAGAUUGCAGCAGCGAGGUGAGCGGGCCAUGGCGUUUAAGUUGGGGUCUUUGAACCUCAACGCAGUAGCUCAGGGAGUGGGCGGGCUGGUGUUUGGAACCAACAAUUAUGGUCGUGAUGAAGAUGAUGGGGGAGUGGAGGAACUUUUGGAGCGGAUUAGCAAUGGCAAGCUUGCUGACGAUCGACGCAAUGCCAUGCAAGAAUUGGAGGCCGCCGUAGCAGAAAAUCGAGCCGCAAAGCUUGCAUUUGGAGCAAUGGGGUUUCCUAUUCUUAUGGAAGUUUUCAGGGAGGAUCGUGAAGACUUAGAAUUGGUGAGGGGGGCACUGGAGACUCUUCUUCAUGCGACAACAACAGAAGAUAUAGGGCAAGAGGAGCCUGGCCAAGUUCAACCGGGCAUUGUGAAUUCGGAAUUAUUUGCACGAGAAUCUGCCAGUAUCGCACUUGUGUUGAGCCUUCUGGAUGAACCAGACUUUUAUGUGCGGUAUCACACACUGCAAAUUUUAACCGCCCUGCUUACGAAUUGCCCUGAGAGGCUGCAGGAUCUUAUACUCUCUAUACCCCAGGGUAUCACUCGGUUGAUGGACAUGCUUGCUGAGCGUGAGGUUAUACGCAAUGAAGCAUUAAUUGUGCUGGCAUAUCUCACACGAUCGGCUGAGGAAAUUCAGAAAAUAGUUGUAUUUGAAGGUGCUUUGGAUCGCCUAUUCAACAUAAUCAGAGAGGAAGGAGGCUCAGAAGGAGGUAUCAUCGUGCAGGACUGUUUGGAGCUGCUCAACAAUCUUUUGCGCAAUAAUCCGUCCAACCAGAUUUUCUUAAGAGAAACUUUAGGGUUACAAUGCGUUGCUCAGCUUCUAAAGUUGCGAAAAGGCAGUGCUGAUGGCUUCACGCAGCAGAAGUCAAUUAAUCUGUUAUGUGCACUGGAGACCGUUGCGCUUUUACUUUCUGGCGGUCCUGAUGCAAAACCAGGGAAAGAUGCAAAUAUUGUUGCAAAUCAAACGCUGCUGGCACAGAACAAGCUGCUGGAUAUUCUUCUCGCUCUCUCUGUGGAAGGGCGAGUAUCAGCCGUUGCCAUCCGCUGCUCGGCCUUAAGAUGCAUAGGUGAUUUGGUAGUGGGACAUCCUGCGAAUCAGGUUCUUCUUGGAAGCAAAAUGAUUGGAGAGGAGCCUGAUGCGGAGCCAGCCUUACAUUGUGUUUUGAGAUCUUUGUUAAAAGCUACAAAUUUAAGCGAGUGUAUUGCAGCUGAGUAUGUCGUAAAGUGUUACUGUGAGGGGAAUUCAGAUGGGCAGACUAUGCUCGCAUCCACCAUUACCCCUCUUCCCCAGUCUAUUGCUCAAGGGAAUGAUCGAUUGGUUGAUGAUGAAAUUCGCCCCUCGUUUGGGAGUAUGCUUGUGGGGGCUCUUAUCUCCAGUGAUGGACGAAACGAUUUAGAGGCAAGCUGUAGGGCAGCAAGUGUGUUGUCACAUAUUUUGAAGAACAACGUCCAGUGUAAAGAGCGGGUGUUGAAGAUUCCGCUUAAGAUCCCUUCUUCCUCCGCUUCCCCUCCAGAACUUCUGAUGCCUUGUUGCAUGAAAUACCUCGCAGCCGCAUCACCUACUAAGUCUCCUAACAAUCCUGAGACUAUCUGGCUACAGCCUGUGUUUCUAAGGUUGCUGGUCACGUGGGUCGCUGAAUGUCCACCGGCUGUAACUGCUCUUUUCGAGCAACCAGCCCAUCUCCCAUUCUUGAUCGAGCUGCUUGGAAGCACUGGAUCGCCUGCCAGUGUACAUGUGGCAGGCCUUGCAGCUGUUCUUCUAGGCACGUGCAUAAUCUUCAACUCAGAGGAAAAUUCCACAGACUCUUCUGCGGUUGUAGACCUUAUCAGCCAGAAAGUUGGUCUUACAAAUUUCUUUGCUAAGUGGGAGGACAUGGAAAAGAGCUCGCUCUUCGCUUCUGCUCUGUCAUCGUCUAGACUUCCCCAGGCUUUAACAAGAUCUACGGCUGCAGCUGCUGCAGCAGGAGAUGGAAUGGUUUCUGUCCCCUUUGAUCAGCAGCAGCAGGUCCAGAUGUAUGGUGGAAGUGACAAGGAGCCUCUGGUUACUACAUUUUAUGAUGCUGAGUUUGUUACGUUCCUGAAGCAACUAGAGCCACUCAUAAAGGAGAGGGUAGUGGAUUUAUUUUCACGCCCUAAGGCCCGUGUCGUUGUGGAUUUCAAGGGGUUCGAGCAAAAGAAAGGGGAGAGUGACUCUGAAUAUAUGCAUCGCUUAAAGUCGUUGUUGCAGGCACAAGCACAGGAGCUGCAGGAACUUCUCGAGAGGAAUUCGGCUAUCACAAGCGAUCUUCUAUUACACUCUAAGGGGGAUGGGUCGUCACAAUUUGAGGAUGGUUGCGCCAUUGCGUCUGUUAUUCGAGGAAGGAAUGGAACAUCAGCAAACAGGGCUGAAGUGGAGACCCUAAAGCAACAACUUGAAGUUGCUCAACAGUGGGCUGACGCAGUUCGCGACGAGAAGAACGAAAUUGAAAAGGAGUAUGCUCAAUUCAGACAAAUGGCUGCGGAGAAGGAAAAUGAUUUUAAAGGCCUGUCUGAUGCGUAUAAUGCUCUCGAACAGGAGAAUUCUCGUCUUGAAGACGACAACAUUACUUUAAGAAAAGCUUUGGAAGGUGGUGGCGUGGUUCCUGCGUCGCUUUCCUCGAAGGAGCUUGAGGACGAGCUGAAUGAAUUGCUAGUAUGUCUCGGUCAAGAAGAAACCAAAGUAGAGAGGUUAAGCGCCCGGUUACGAGAACUUGGCGAAGAUGUUGACAAACUUCUCGACGGUAUAGGGGACCAGGAUGGGGAGGCAGAUGCCGAAGACGAUGAUGAGGACGAAGAUGAUAACUAAUCUAACUAUUUGCAUCGAUGCUCAUGUAAAGUAGAUGCAAAAUGUAAUGUGCCAUCUUUGAGUGUUCAUGAUUACCGAUUUGGAAAUUUAGCCUGUGAAUAUCAGAAGAAUCUCCCACAUUUGGGGUGUUGGUGAUUAAUUGGAGUCAACCAUCGGCCUACAUGUGGGGUGAGGCACAUUGUACUUCUGUUUUUACAUGUUCUUUUCAAGUUUCAAUAAUUAUUUGUACAGUAUGUGGUAUAACA